Sardina pilchardus (European sardine) is the source of this 1130-nucleotide messenger RNA. RefSeq lists its product as uncharacterized. Bases 6 to 623 code for a protein of 205 amino acids. The record is from RefSeq and is a predicted model, not a curated record. Lineage: Eukaryota; Metazoa; Chordata; Actinopteri; Clupeiformes; Clupeidae. The transcript is spliced from 4 exons.
UCAGAAUGGAAAUACUUACUGCCGAAAGAGAGUGUACAUUUAAGCUUCCCGGUGUGAAGAAAGAAGACUCUGGGAAUUACACUUGUGUGUACUCAGAAGAUAAACAACCAGUUAAUACAGUGUCUGGUGUUGAGAAAAACGCCAUCUUCAUCCAAGUCACAGACUUUAUGAUGGCUCAAAUAUUUGUAAAAACACCUCAUGUAUUUGAGGGUGACAACGUGGAUGUGAAAUGCACUCAUUUCAAUGUCAAAACCCCGAAAAUACUUCAUGUGUACCUUUGCAAGGAUGGGAUUGGAGUCAGCGUGGCUGCAGCACAGACAGAGGAAGCCAGUUUUAAACUCAGACAAGUCAGCAAAGAAGACUCCGGGAAUUACAGCUGUGUGUACUCACUGAAGAAACAUGUCACUAGCAGCGUGACUUCGACAAGUUUCAAAAACUCUGUCAUCAUCCAGGUCACAGUAUUAACAGAUCAUGAGAGGGCUUCAAUAGAGAUGGAUGUCCAUCACUGGUGGGUGAAUGUCAUCAGACUCCUGUGUUCAGUUGGAGUGGUCAUUGCAGCUGUGGCCGUUCUAAUCAUUCAUAAUUUCUGCAGCAAAAGAAGACACACCAUUAAGAAGAAAUAGAGAAGUGCCAUGUGUGCAUGCCAACUAGGAGCAAAUGAUUCCCAUACAAUCCUGACACGAUCACAUUAACAAAUCAUGUACAAAUCAUGUACAAAUCAUGUAGUUUGCAUCAUGAGGACUUUAAUCUUCUGCAUUCAAAGAAAUAGAUCUGUAAAUGUUCAUAAUAUAUUUAUCAAAAGCAUCUCACCUGAUCAGUUUAUUACACAUAUAUCGUAUCCUGGCAGAACUAUCUUGGUCCCAAUAAUAAUAAUAAAAAUUGCAACAUAAACAACUCUUUGUUUCCUUGUUGGAUUCUUCCAGUUUUUGUGAAGAUUUUUGUUAUGGACUUUCGAACUGCCCAACUGGCUGAAGAUUUUUGUAAUUGACUUUGAACUGUAACAGUGAAGAUUUUUGCUUGUGUGGAACAUUGAGUUUUUCUGGACUACUUUACUGUGACCUCUGAGCGUUUUUUUUUUUUUUUUUGUCUUUUUGAGAACUGCUGUUUUCUGGAUCCUCUGAACUUUACCU